AUGGAAGGCAUGGGCCGCUACGUACUCAUCGCGAGUGUUUGGUUGUUGCUAGCGAUUGUACAAAGUGCAGAGAAAAAAAUCAUUAUGACCACUGAUGAGAUGGAGAACUUCAUUAAUCCUGAUGACCUGAAAAUAAUUCUGGAUUAUUAUCAACAAAAUUCGUCGAUGUUCAAUGCAACACAAUCAAUAACAACAACAAAACGCCCUGUACAAUCCGUGGGGUGUUUCGGUGUUGGAGGAUUCAUGAUACGAGCCAUUAACUCAUUAUUUUCUCUCAACUUGAGACCUAGUUCAUCGGAUGAUAUUAAUACACAUUUCUAUUUUUCUUCGAGAAAAAUGAAUUUUAGGGUACAGGUUUUUCCUGGACCUCAAUUCGGUAUCGAGUCGGUUGAUUUCGACGCAAAUAGGAAGACGGUAAUGAUCGUUCAUGGUUUCAUGAGCUACAGUGGCGCAGACUGGGUUAUCAACAUGACCGAGGCCUACCUGAACUGGGAAGAUGUUAACGUUAUAGCGGUAGACUGGAGCGGGGGGAGCAACACCUUUAAAUAUUGGCGCGCUGUAGCGAAUACAAGAACCGUUGGGAGGGAUAUAGUGACCUUUAUGCGUCAGUUAAAAAAUGCGACCGGACUAAAUUUUAAGAAUUGCCAUUUCAUCGGACAUAGUUUAGGAGCUCAAAUUAUUUCCUUCGCGUCGUAUGAAUUGGGAAAAGUUGGCAGAGUAACAGGUUUGGACCCAGCUCUCCCGUGCUUCAACACAACAAACACAAAAGAUAGGUUGGACCCAUCAGAUGCCGACUUCGUUGACGUUAUUCACACCAACGGCAAACUAUCUGCGUUUGGUUUUGGAUUCCCUUAUCCUACUGGUCACAUUGAUUUCUACCCUAACGGUGGCAUCCGACAGCCGGGCUGUUUUAGCAGCAAAAUACCAUUCUAUAACACGAUAGAUCAAGCGAUAUGCAGUCACGGGCGCGCUUACAUUCUGUUUACUGAAUCGUUGACCAACAAAAAUUGCAGCUUCAGGGGAUCUCAUUGGGACUUAACAGUUUCAGGCUUAAAAAAGAGCAUCGCGGCAACCUGCGGCACACACAAUUUAUCAUGCCCUGAGAUGGGUAUCAGAGCUGCUAGGAACGCGAGAGGCCAUUUUCUUGUACUAACCGAAGAAAAAAUACCUUACUGCGUACCGGACUGGCAGCAACAUCAGCCGUCACCUGAUCUGCUCGAGGACAUCACUAACUACCUUCAACAUCUCACAGAUACAACAGCGUCAAAUGGAGCUGUUACGCUAUCCUCAAUCAUACCAUUUAGUAUUGCAAAAGUGACCAAGCUAGUCGAGACAACGACUAAUACAGGUGACAUAAAGGCCACCACUUCCAUCAGAUGGUACAAUCGCCUUUUUAAUUAUUUAUUUACAAAGAUUUCUCACACAGAAAAAAUCUCAGAAGAUGGUAACCCAGAAGACAGUUAA
Messenger RNA from Arctia plantaginis, 1464 nucleotides. The record is from the annotation of a GenBank genome assembly. Lineage: Eukaryota; Metazoa; Arthropoda; Insecta; Lepidoptera; Erebidae.